AUUUUCAAAAUCAGAUAUUUUUUAAUCUUUAGUUUUCCUAUUAUUUAUUAUCGUAUACUAAAGCAUGAAACAACCUUGGUGGAAGUAUGCCAUAUUUUGCUUCCACCCUAAAUUCGACACGGGGACAUGGACGAUUACUGCUGCCUUCUCCACCGUGGUGAUAUUUAGCGCAUUAUUUUUUAUUACACUGGCAUUUUCAGCACCAAAGUGCUUCUGCCCUGAAAUAUGGGAACACAUCGAUGCUCUUUCACCCGAAUUUAAAGCCAUCUAUGCCAUUGCAAUAUUUCUUCUCUUGGGCGUUGUAAUUGUAUCAGUUCUAUGCAUGUACGGCACCUUCAAGGCGCAAUCCGGCAAACUGAUUCCGUAUAUCUUAACAAUGACCGUCAUUUCCAUAGGUACAUUAGGCGGUUCUGUUUUUAUAUUCAUUCAACUUGCGUAUAUCGAUCAAUUUUUGCUCUUCGACAACAGCACUUAUUGGAAUCUAGCAAAAAUGUUAAGCGAAUUCAAAUAUCGAACUCAAGUCGUAGGAGGGUUGAUCAAUCCGUUGUUUGUUGACCCACCAAACUCUGUUCUCAAAGAGGAUCUCAUUUCAAAUCUCGAAGGCAUGUGGGCAUCAAUCAACAUUUUAUUAAAGAAUUUCCUAAACAUAGAUAUGGGCGACGAACUAAAUCUUAACAUGUUAUUAGACGCAGCCUUGAGAGAUGAAAUCUUAAUACUGAUGGGCGCUGGAAAAAGAGUAAUGAAAAUUUCGGCCGUUCUUUUGCUACUCGGAAUGAACUGGCUCUUUUUUGCAUCUUUGAUCGUCACAUUUGCACACUGGAGAAGAUUAAAAUCAGGAGUCGUGACUCAUUUUUCACCAGUUCCUAAUAUUAUACUCAGUCAAAAAUUGACAUCUGAAUCCUACAGAAGUACAGAGUCGGAUACACUUAGCGAUGAUUACAGUGGACUUUCACUUCGUGAACUUAAACGAAUGAAAUCAAGGCAGUACAGGAGAGCGGGAAGUCGCACUGGUUCAUCACGCAGUUCAAAACGAUUAUAUGACAUAGGAAGACUAGAGGUCGAAGAAAAAUUUCCACGAGAGAAUUUCCUUUGAGGAAAUUUUUCUCUUAUAGUUAGUGCCUUCCGGUUGAAAUGUUACCAAAAUCUACGGGGCCAAAUUUUCCAAACACUUCAUGAAGUUAUAUACAACAAAAAGAAAAUGACGCGAAUUUCUUCCCGCCAAAGGCUCAACCAAAGCUGCUAAAUAUUAGGCUUUUGUUACUUACGUUGGUACGUACGAUUCGACUCCGAAUACUAUGGAAAAAGGUUGAUAUUUAUUUUAUUUUUACACAGUCCAGAAUUCAUGUUUCAUGAACAUUUUUCGCAAAAGUAUCGCGCCUGGCUGUUGUACCAAUGAACAAUUUUUUUUCAAGGGCAAUUUUCGAAAAUAUCAGUCCACUAAGCUUAUGUCGCUUGAUAAUGUUAAACCAAUCAACAUUGAUGACGAAAUAAUCAAAAAAAAAAGGUCCGACGUAAUUAUGCUUAAGCACUUUGCAUUAUUACGUAUAUAGAUAUGAAAUUGCACAAAGCCUUUUUUCUUUUUUAAAUCACAACCUAACGUUCUUUUACAACCACAUAUUUUGUUUUUCUGAUACGUAACUGAAAAUUUCACACAAUUUCAAUUUUUUUCUUCAGUGCCAUAUCGUUUCGAUAGCCAAUUGUUAAGUCUUCCUCAAACAUGGCAAAUUUACGGCAUUUUUCUUCUAAUACCUUAGUGCCAAAUUGUGCCUUUUUAUUAUUUAUUUUUAUAAUUACCGAAUAAAUGGUCUCCUGCAUUAUUACAUCAUAUGCCUUCCAAUAUCGUUUCUCAUCCGCGAGUUUAUGAUCUUUGUAUUGAGAAAUUACUUUCCACUAAGAAUAAAGUACACCGAUAAAACUUGAAAUCGAGCAUCUAGCUAAAGGCUAGGUAAUUUUUACCGAAAAAGAAUAAAUACCUCGUCUUCGUUCCUGUAAGCACUCUGCUUUUUGCACAUGAUUAAACAGCAUUUUCUUAAAAAUGUCUUGGAAUUUUAUUUUUCUGUCUCAUUGUGUCAAUUAUGUUAUAAAUGAACAAAACUACUACGAUUAUUAUUUUUUUUUUAAAUAAUGUUUAUCUCUUUGUUAAAUAUAUAUGUUUUUGAUCAUGAUUACACAUUAAAUAACCAAGUAAUUCAGAUUCUACUACUUUUAUGUGUGAUAAUUAACAUUAUUAAACGUUAUGUGCAAAGUUAACACAAGCGCUCUUCCACGUAAGUGCAAUCGAACUUGAGUGAAAGUCCCAUUUUUUUGAUUUACCAGAUUAUUAGUGUGUGAUGAAAUUUUUUUUAAUUUCUUGAAAUACGUAUGUGACUUGGACAAGUAUUAUAAUGACUUUUUCAAUAAUGCAUAAAAAUGACGAAUCUCCCGCAACUUUUGCAUUGAUUUCCCAAACUGGAUAAUUUUGAACAAUGAACAAAUUUUAGAUCGUUAUGACGGAAAUAUUAGCCUUAUUUCUCUGAAUCAGACGAGUGGCAAUGCGGUAUACCCACACCCGAAUAGUCUGGUUUUUAAGCACCAUGCCUGUGAUUGAAUUUAUUCUCCAGGGAAGUCUUAAUAUAUGCCGUAAAUUGGACAUUAAUUACGAUUAUACAAUAAUGGAAAAUGUUACAGAAAACCGGUCAAUUCGAUUAUUUAGAUUGUUUUUCAAAGCCUAUUUUUUUCUAAUAUUACCAAAUUUAGACUAAAGUUUAGGAGAUAAUGACAACUUUAGAACAAGCGUGAUAAAGACUUUUGUCUUGUGUAGUGAAAACCAUUUCUCAUUUUACUUAUUCCGAAAUUUCAAUUCAUUCCUAAUUUUGCCAAAAGGCACGCCAUGACGACAACGUACGACUAUCAAUAACAAUAGAAUAAUAGAUUUUACAAUGAUUUCAAUAAAAGUUUUUAAUAUUGAUAUCGUAUAGAACAAUGGAUCAUAUAUAUACCAGCGAAAUUUGAGUCAAAAUUUUUUAAUUUUUGAUGAUCAAUAUUUAUUCAUAUAAUCCCGAUUGAAGAAAUAAACCAAAUUUUCCCUCGAAAUAACAUUUUCUUUAUGAUAUUUACUCAAAUAGUUGGUAUAUGAUCGGUUUUCCGUCUAAAUAAGCCAUUUUCUUUCGUUUAUUCCAUUCAUGUAUAUUUUCUUUAAUAAAUGUGCUUUUCUUUCUGCAAGACACUAUUAACAUUAUACCGCUUUUCUAUUUUCUAUUAUAAAUGGGCUUGUGGAAUAACAAUAAAUUUUGUAUAUAAUAUUUA
Styela clava is the source of this 3285-nucleotide messenger RNA. RefSeq lists its product as uncharacterized. The record is from RefSeq and is a predicted model, not a curated record. Lineage: Eukaryota; Metazoa; Chordata; Ascidiacea; Stolidobranchia; Styelidae.